CUCUUUUCUACAAAAUUGUUUUGCUCUCUCUUCGUUUUUUUCCCUUCUUCUUCCCAACAGACUACCCGAUUUUGCAUCUGAAUUCAGAUCAAGAAAGAGAAGGAUUCAAUAUAAAUGGCAGCUAUUUACAGCCUUUACGUCAUCAAUAAAUCAGGAGGGCUUAUCUUCUGCAAGGAUUAUGGUUCUGCUGGAAAAAUGGACACAAAUGAUAGUUUGAGAUUGGCUAGUCUGUGGCAUUCUAUGCACGCUAUCUCUCAGCAGUUGUCCCCGGUUAAUGGCUGUGCUGGUAUCGAACUCCUUCAAGCUGAUACGUUUGAUCUCCAUUGCUUCCAAUCUCUUACCGGAACAAAAUUCUUUGUGGUCUGUGAGCCUGGAGCUCUACAUAUGGAGUCCCUCUUGAAGUAUAUCUAUGAAUUAUACACUGAUUACGUCUUGAAGAACCCUUUCUAUGAAAUGGAAAUGCCAAUUCGGUGUGAGCUCUUUGACAUAAAUUUAUCACAGGCAGUUCAGAAAGAUCGUGUUGCUUUGUUAGGGAGAUGAGCU
This is a messenger RNA of Solanum verrucosum, 543 nucleotides long. RefSeq lists its product as uncharacterized. Gene Ontology annotation, cellular component: TRAPP complex. The transcript has 4 exons. Bases 115 to 540 code for a protein of 141 amino acids. The record is from RefSeq and is a predicted model, not a curated record. NCBI's taxonomy places the organism in Eukaryota, Viridiplantae, Streptophyta, Magnoliopsida, Solanales, Solanaceae. Gene Ontology annotation, biological process: endoplasmic reticulum to Golgi vesicle-mediated transport.